Ixodes scapularis (black-legged tick) is the source of this 996-nucleotide messenger RNA. RefSeq names its product A disintegrin and metalloproteinase with thrombospondin motifs 5-like. NCBI's taxonomy places the organism in Eukaryota, Metazoa, Arthropoda, Arachnida, Ixodida, Ixodidae. The transcript is spliced from 10 exons. Gene Ontology annotation, biological process: membrane protein ectodomain proteolysis. The record is from RefSeq and is a predicted model, not a curated record. Bases 1 to 996 code for a protein of 331 amino acids. Gene Ontology annotation, molecular function: metalloendopeptidase activity.
AUGAAAUCCUGGGUGAUGUUCAUGGCUCUGGGAGGCACUAUGGUCGGGGCGAAUACCAUAUCCAUGAUGCCAGAUAUAACACUAGGCGUACGUUUUGUAUGUGAUACUUCGUUGGUCAAGGCACGCCAAGAAAAAAAUCACACUACACCUCUUCGGCAAUACAUAAGUAUAUUUCUUAAUACGGUGGAGCUUUAUUUACGGAAGUCAGAAUGUCCGAAAGUCAAUUUAGUUCUCACUGGUGUAAACGAAACAACGGGAGAAGAGGAGUCUCGCUUUGAGAAAACGGAUAACGAAUCAAGUGUAAAGCACCUUGACCCAACAUUUACACUGGGAUUGUUCCAGCAUUGGGUUAAAAAAAAUAUAGGUUUUAAUAAUGAUGUCAUUGUAUUCUUGCUAACCAGCAUCAUCUUCGAAGAUAACAUUGGGAAUGGAAUUAGUCCGAAUGGCUAUUCCUAUUUCAACGAUAUCUGCUCUUUAGGCGUUGGGCUUGCCCGUGACUCAGGUGUUAUGUUUGACGGAGCGUUAUCUGUGGCACAACAAAUAGCACAUAUGUUGGGCUCUCCGUGGGAUAUAAGUGAUACCUGUCCAGAAAGCGGUAGAACCUUAAUGGCCCCGACGUCUUUGAGCAGCCCGCGAGAUUUAUCAGAAUGCACCAAAGAGGUUUUGCGUCAGCAAUACAACGAUAAUACAAUAAAAGACGUCUGUUGGAAAAAGACCCUGAAGCCCGAUGCUUCGUCCAAUUGGAGCCUUCCAGUGACAUACUUCCAAACAGAGGACUACUGUUCUACUCGAGAUUCACACAGAGGUUUCAAAUGUCCUGAGGGCAAUAGAUAUCACGUUGCGAACGCUACAGAAUGUUUCAUGGGUUGUUGCGUAAACAAUACCAAGGAAGCGAGUGGUUUCAAAUAUUCUGUGCCGGAUGGCACUCCAUGUGGAGAAAACAAGAUCUGUAUUUAUGCGGAAUGUUCAGAAUUUUCCAAGGAAAACAGCGACUAG